This is a messenger RNA of Closterium sp. NIES-67, 1316 nucleotides long. The record is from the annotation of a GenBank genome assembly. Lineage: Eukaryota; Viridiplantae; Streptophyta; Zygnematophyceae; Desmidiales; Closteriaceae.
UUUUUCAUAAGAUUGCAUCCCGUCUGCUCUAUUUGCGAGUUGCAUGCGGGAUCAUCGUAGUCUUGUUCAUUCAGAAUCGGCUAGCUUGAACACUGCGUCGCCUAGAUUACUCCGCUGUACCAGUUCGACAAGGUUGUCUUCUGGUAGACCGUCCAACCUUCUAGCUUUUUUGCGUGUUACCUUCCAGUUUCCCUCUAACCUCCUCGGAGUCUUGGGCCUCAGCUAGGCACGAUGUUUGAGGCGCGUCUAGUUCAAGGAAGCGUAUUGAAGAAGCUUCUCGAUGCGAUCAAAGACCUCGUCACCGAUGCUAACUUCGACUGCUCCUCCACUGGCUUCUCGCUCCAAGCGAUGGAUUCCAGCCACGUGGCACUCGUUGCGCUACUCUUGCGAGCAGAUGGGUUUGAACACUACAGAUGCGACAGAAACCUCACACUGGGAAUGAAUUUGGUGAACAUGGCUAAGAUGCUGAAAUGUGCCGGCAAUGAUGACAUCAUCACAGUGAAGGCUGAAGACGACGGCGACACUGUCACCUUCAUGUUCGAAAGCCCCAAGCAGGACAAGAUAUCUGAUUUCGAGAUGAAGCUGAUGGACAUUGACAGCGAGCAUCUCGGCAUUCCCGACGAGGAGUACGAUGCCAACAUCAAGAUGCCGGCAGGGGAGUUCCUCCGCAUUUGCAAAGACCUCAGCUCCAUUGGGGACACAGUGAUUAUAAGUGUGACAAAGGAGGGGAUCAAAUUUGCAACCUCAGGCGACAUUGGUAACGCCAAUAUAGUUUGCAGACAAAACCUGAGUGUGGAUGAGCCUGAUGAUGAAACCGUGAUUGAUAUGAGAGAGCCCGUUUCACUUACAUUUGCCUUGCGGUACCUGAAUUCCUUCACCAAGGCAACAGCACUGUCUGGUGCUGUGAGACUAAGCAUCUCCAAGGAUCUUCCUAUCGUUUGUGAAUAUGCAAUCGCCGAUAUGGGCUAUCUCCGCUUCUACCUAGCACCAAAGAUUGAGGACGACGAUGAGGGAACUUCAUGAGGACAACAUAUAUCCAUAUAUAUAUCGUGUUGCAACACGAAGUGCAUUGCGCCGCACACUGGGCUGGAUGAAGUUUUUGACAGAUUGGAUUGCAGAAGUGUGUUGCAGCUUGUGAGCUGCAUCUUGAGAUUUGCCUGGUUGCUGUUGUAGCUAUGACCUUGUCUGGAAUGAAAUACAUUAGACAUGCGAUGAAUGGGCCAUAAUCUUGUCAUCAAUGCACUCGCAAUUCUGUCAACCAGACGUGCGACCAAAAUGCCUGACAAUUGGCAAGCAUGCCUUUUUGUACUUAGCAG